Messenger RNA from Durotheca rogersii, 1922 nucleotides. RefSeq lists its product as uncharacterized. The coding region runs from base 1 to 1599 and encodes 532 amino acids. Gene Ontology annotation, molecular function: metal ion binding. The record is from RefSeq and is a predicted model, not a curated record. The transcript has 5 exons. NCBI's taxonomy places the organism in Eukaryota, Fungi, Ascomycota, Sordariomycetes, Xylariales, Xylariaceae.
AUGUUAAACGGGCAGGAUCCCGAUUCCAUUACGGAAGAGGCCAAGGCCCGACUUAUACAUUACCAACAGUUUGAUAGCGAGAGGCAGUCGCUCCAGGCGGACGCUAAGAAGAUUAACGAGCUCGAACUCGAUCUAGAAGACCAGAAGAGAUCGCGGGCUGGUUAUCAGACGAAAGCCCUUAACCUCAAGGCCGAGGCGGACUGGCUUUUACAGAAACUUAACAAGGAUCCGUUCGUCGUCGUACUUAUCGACGGCGAUGGCGCCAAGUUUGCGGAUGAAUAUCUGCGCAACCCUGUCGCCGGCGCCGAGAGGGCUGCGAUGAAGCUCAAGCAGGCCGUCCGAGACAGCCUCCGGGAUACGGGACUUGAGCACGACGACGUGCCUAUCCUUGUUCGGGUCUACGCUAACCUCAUCGACUUGGCCAAGUCGCUGCGCAUGUCUCGCAUUAUCGAUUAUGACGACGACAUGCGCUUGUUUGCCGAACAUUUCACCAACACGAGUGCCGACUUCGACUUCAUUAAUGUCGGCAAGGGAAAAGAGAACGCCGAUUCCAAAAUUAGACGCAUGCUUAGCCACUACCAUAGAAACGUCCAGUGCAAGAAAAUAUUCCUGGCUGGCUGUUGUCACGAUAAUGGUUACCUGCAUGACCUUCGUGAUUAUAAGGGGGUUUCUGACAAUAGACUGGUGCUUUUGGAGACCACCCUUGCCGAGCCCGGCUUCAGAACCCUCGGAUUCCCCAUCUUACGUUUCGACGAUGUUUUCCGGUCUGAGCCGUUGGGCAAUGAGACGAGGCGCUUACCUCUGGCGUUGUCUACUAGAACCCGCUCGCCUCCGCAGCCGCCCCCAGGGUUCGGGCCUGGGCCGAUUGCUCGGCCCGUGCAGCCUGCGCAGAGGCCAGCCGCAACUGUGCUGCCCCCUCCGCAGGAGCAGAGGUCAUCUGCGUCAACUCCGGAUUCCCGCUCGAUGGCCACCGUCACGGCGUCGCCGAUCCAGUCUGUCUCUACGCCGGAGCAGGAGAAUUCCCAGCUGGCUACGCAGCCGCCUCGCGCGGCCAGCGUCAUUAGCUCGGGCAACGGCGGUACCUCUAUCAGCUAUGCUACGGCAGGUGGCGUCAACGAUCAUCAAAAUGUCACAGUUAAGGCCCCCAAACCUAAGAAACCGUCCAAGGUUAUUUAUUACAACGUGGAUAAUUAUCGCGUUGACCCGCCCACUCAGCAUCCGCCUAGAACCCCCGCGCAGUCAACCUAUCAGGCCAAGUUUCAGUCCAUCAAACCGUCGGUUUUUUGUAACGACUACUACCUUAAGGGCCGUUGCAAAUGGGGCGUUGGUUGUGACAAGACGCACGAUGCUGAGUUAACAGGCCCAGAGCUAGCUAUCCACCGGUACAAGGCCCGGACUAGCUUGUGUCCCGCUGGGCCAUACUGUGUCGACUACGAUUGCUACCUCUCCCAUCAUUGCCCUCGGGUGCCCUGUACUCGAGGAGACUCGUGCCCAUUUUACAAUACCGACAAAUGGGGAGACCUGCACCUUACUAAAGACCAACUUCAGCCAUCUACCAAAUGGACGGAGGGCACCGAUCUCCCCGAGCAUCUAUCAUAAGCUUGUUAUAACUACGAAAGAACCACAAAAAACCCCCGCGAUUUCUCGACGGGCCUUGUUUUUUUUUCAACUCAGCUUAUUUUAAUUUUCAGACAGGCACACCGAAAACGGAGGGGAUGUACUAUUCCCUGCCUAACCCUGCCCUGUUUUGCUUGCUCACUUCUGAUAUGUUGCGCACGGAUGGCAGGGUGUAUUACGUUGGGGCACAAUUAUCGGGAGGGACAAGCCAAGUAAUGGAAAAGGGGAGAUAUACGUAAAAUCAGGCGAUGUACUGCGAAGGUCGAAGAAGUGGUUGGAGGCCCGAGUAUUAAGGCAAGCUAAAU